AUGGUGAAGACCAUGGUUGAGGCAGGCCACUCCCUUGCAGGCCAUUCCCUUGCAGUCCAUGGAGGUGCCAGGGGUGUAGAUGUCCACCUAUGGCCCAUGGAGGAACCUGCACUGGAGCAGGUGGAUGCCUUGAAGGAGGCUGUGACCCCAUUCGAAGCCUACACUGGAGCAGGCUCCUGGAAAGAGAAGGCAGUGAAAGAAAGACAACAUACUGAAGAAAGUACCUCAGUAGUGGAAAUUGCAUGCUUGCCACUGCCUAACACUUCUAAGAAAAAGUUUCCCACUAUAGUCUUCUUUGCGGUUCGUGUCAGCAACGAUGGACUUGCACAAGAAAUUCCCAUGCAGAGCCCUAUAUCCAUCACUAAGUCUAAAGGAAGCGUACAUCUGGAAUGUCACUUUAAAGAUGUCUCUCAAGAUUUUGUUGGAACCAUCAUACACUGGUAUCAACAGAAGGCAAAUAAUAGUCCAAAGAGGAUACUCUUUUUUCCAGAGACAAAAGUAGUAGAUGAUGGCUUCCAAGCACACAGGUACAUAGUUGACAAAGUUUCUAGCCAGAAACUGCAUAUUCUUAAAAUAAACAACAUCAGUCCAGAUGACACUGCUACCUACUAUUGUGCAUACUGGACACUUGUAUACAGUGACUACUACAAAGUCUUUGGAACUGGCACAAAGCUUGUUGUUUCUGAUAAAGGAAGUUCUGCACCGACAAACUCUGAAAUACUGCAGAAGAAACAUGACAAUCAGAUAACGUAUGUUUGCCUUAUCGAGAAAUUCUACCCAGAAGUUAUUGGGGUGACAUGGACUGAUGGAAAAAAAGAGGUAACAGACCAUGUGGUAAAAGGAGAUGUUUGGAAGCCCCCAAAGGGGGAUUUAUACUCAGUCAGCAGCUGGUUAACUGUACCAGCAGAGAACAAAGACAACAACUAUUUUUGCAAGUAUGAGCAUGAAACCGGACAACAGUCACUGCCGACACAAG
This is a messenger RNA of Apaloderma vittatum (bar-tailed trogon), 976 nucleotides long. RefSeq lists its product as uncharacterized. The annotation marks the transcript as partial. The transcript has 5 exons. The record is from RefSeq and is a predicted model, not a curated record. NCBI's taxonomy places the organism in Eukaryota, Metazoa, Chordata, Aves, Trogoniformes, Trogonidae.